AUGUCUGCAUCAAUCAAUUUGAAUUAUGUAUUGGGACUCAUUGAUGGUGUCCUCUUUCUUUGGGCACUCUUUCAAUUGAUACGAAUUUAUUAUUAUUCAAGGUCAGGUGUAAAGAACCUUAAACCAAAGACCAUAUUUCAUUUCAUCAUAGCAAUUGCUAUGUUAGCAUAUGGAUGUUUAUUGUUAUUUUGGAUCGAAUUAUAUACUAGAUUCUCAAAACCAUACGUUACAUCUAGAGAUUUCUGGAGGAAAUGGAGACCUUUUAUCAUUAUUUUCAAUGUUUUAUUGGUGUCACUCACUGUCACUUGGAUCGUGGUGUUGGUUGUAUGGGCGAAACCAAACAACUACAGAAUGAAUAUAGUCGAACAGAUCUCGGAAGGAUUCGUUAGUUGUUGCUUUUUAGUGGCUGGUUUCGGUUUCUUUUUGUUUGGAAUCCUGCUGUUCCUUGCAAUCAGACGAUUGGGAAGUUUGUCUUCGCCAUCGCCGAAAACCAGUCUGCUAUCGGCACCUGCACCACCAGAAUCGAUUAGAGCAGCAGUGGUAGGAUCGAUCUGUACCAUUUGCUUCUGUAUUCGAUCGUCUGUGAUGAUGUUUUCGAUUCGUGUGGCUGCGGUCGACCCAGACUCUGCGACGACACCAACGUUUGCGUUUGGAUGGGAGUUUGAGUUGGCUUACUUCUUCAUCACCGAGAUUCUGCCAACGAUGAUGAUGCUGUUUAGAAUGCGAAAGAUGAAACGUCGUUACAAAGGCAGCUCGGCAGAGAGUCGAUACAUCUCACAAUCCAUAAACCAAUCGUCUUCCAGCAACGGACCACAAUACCACGCACUUGUAUAUAACAACUCGGACUCUGAGCUAUCUGAUGAAUCUACUCACUCCGAUGCCUCUUCACUGUCUUCUUCACCCAAUGCAAUUACCUCUCCAUUCGACAACAGAGAUUAUAUUUCAAACUAA
Heterostelium album PN500 is the source of this 951-nucleotide messenger RNA. RefSeq lists its product as uncharacterized. Bases 1 to 951 code for a protein of 316 amino acids. The record is from RefSeq and is a predicted model, not a curated record. The transcript has 2 exons. Lineage: Eukaryota; Evosea; Eumycetozoa; Acytosteliales; Acytosteliaceae.